Molecule: messenger RNA, 1740 nt
Organism: Fulvia fulva
Lineage: Eukaryota; Fungi; Ascomycota; Dothideomycetes; Mycosphaerellales; Mycosphaerellaceae
Exons: 1
Coding region: 1-1740 (579 amino acids)
Source: RefSeq, a predicted model, not a curated record
AUGCCUGGCCGAAUCCUCGGCCUAGAUUUCGGACGCAAUUCUUCCACUCACAACCUCGACCAAAGCAUUCCAUCUGCCACAUCUAACCAGACCAAAUCGGGAGAGCGUCCUUUAGAAAGCAGACGACCAAGUAUGGAUAAGCUCGUGAAGCGCCCGGGAGCACUGCUCCAGCUGGGCAAGAAGCACAGCUCUGAGAGCAAGUCCAAGUCCAAGGAUCGAUCUGGUUCGAGGGACAAACAUGCUAGUGAGCAUAGAGUACCGCUGAAGCCAGCUCCGGUGAAGUUGAAUCUACACAUGGAGUCACCUCCGGCCCUCAUGCUGGAUCCUCCGAGCCAGUCUUCCGGUGUCAUUGUUUCUGGCCAGCUACACAUCACACCAAACACUUCCGAAGUGACACUGGAGAGCUGCAAGCUGUUCUUGGAAAAGACGACGACGACUAAGAGACCCAUUCAGGACAAAUGCCGCGAUUGCAUUACCCAGAUUGUGGAUAUCGCCGAGUGGGACUUCUUCAAGAAGCCAAAGACUUUCAAGGAGUCUGCCGGAAAGCAGAGCAUACCAUUCUCGCAUCGCUUGCCCGGCAACAUCCCAGCGACGACACAGGGCCAGCUUGGCAGCGUUGAGUAUAGCCUGCACUGUCGCGCCAGGACGACAAGUGGCGAGGAGUGCGAGUAUCGUCACGAGCUGCUCAUCACUCGGGCUAUUCGACCAGGACCGGACAAAACCAGCGUUCGCAUCUUCCCGCCGACGAACUUGACAUUGCACGUCAUCUUACCGAAUAUUGUUCACCCAAUUGGAGAGUUCCCGGUGCAAUGUCGCAUGACUGGCAUCACCACGAAACGAGACGAUACACAAACGCGCUGGCGACUUCGAAAGCUGACAUGGCGAGUCGAGGAGCACGAGACCAUGAUAUCCCCUCCCUGUGCUGAGCACGUUAGCAACGUCGGCGAAGGCAAAGCCAUGAAGUACGAGAACACCCGCCACAUCGGCAUGGACGAGCUCAAGCAAGGCUGGAAGACCGACUUCAGCGAAGGCCAAGUCGACGGCGAGUUCAUGGCUCACAUCAACCCCACCGCCAAGCCGAACUGUGGGAUGGACACUGGCAGUGGCUUUAAGAUUGCCCAUAACCUGGUCCUCGAACUCGUCAUCGCCGAAGAAUGGGCCCCCAACAAGAAGCCUGAAAACGCCACCUAUACUGGCGCUGCGCGUGUGCUCAGGACUCAGUUCGCCCUGAACGUCACGCAGCGUGCUGGCAUGGGGAUUGGCUGGGACGAGGAGCAGCCGCCGAUGUACGACGAUGUGCCUGCUUCGCCGCCGCAUUACCAGAACGAUCAUACCUCGAUUCUGAACUACGAGGGUGAAGAUCUCCACAACGACAUCGAGCGCCUCAACUUGGACGGCGACGAGACACCGAAUAGUUCUGGUGGUACAAUCACAGAUCUGCCAGAGUCGCUGCCGCCGAGCUACAGUACGACGGGAGGAUUCUCGGAUCCCAAUUUCACGAUGCCGAGCUCGUCGAGGGCGCCGCCAGCUUCCAGCUCCGCCAUGGCAAGUUCCUCGAGAUAUGCACCAUCUCCAGCCACCACAACUCCAGUAGCCGCCAGCUCCUCACGAGACGCGACUCCAACCCCAAGCACCAUCUCGACCCCCAUCUCCAGCGCGGCCCCAUCAAGAUCGCAAUCGACGGUGGACGAGGAUGAGUUGACGGCGCUGCUGGAUCGGUCGCGGCAACGACAUGGGUAG